This is a messenger RNA of Bradysia coprophila, 2522 nucleotides long. RefSeq names its product Ran-binding protein M (gene RanBPM). NCBI's taxonomy places the organism in Eukaryota, Metazoa, Arthropoda, Insecta, Diptera, Sciaridae. Gene Ontology annotation, molecular function: protein binding. The record is from RefSeq and is a predicted model, not a curated record.
UUCGUAACAAAGCAAACUUUCAUAGUAAAACAAAUCGAAAACACAUACAAAAAAAAGUUAUAAAUGGCUGACAAUACGUUUCAUAUGUGAAGUGCACAGUAAUUUUUUUAAAAAUAAAAUUUGCUUCAACAAAAUAGAAUGGAUCCAAACUAUCAUAACGCGACGAAGGCAGUGAAUCGCAUUAAAUCCCUCUAUCCAAAUGUGAACGAAAAUGCGACACCCUUGCCACGAUCGUGGAGCUCCAAAGAUAAGUGUACAUCUAUUGGAUUGACCCAAAAUAAUUUACGUGUUCAUUACAAAGGGUCGGGAAAAUCACAUAACGAUGCAGCAUCUGUUAGAACAAAUCAUCCAAUACCUGCAGCUUGUGGCUUAUAUUACUUUGAAGUGAAAAUUAUUUCGAAGGGACGAGAUGGUUACAUGGGCAUUGGAUUAACGUCCAGUUCUUUCAAAAUGAACCGCUUACCAGGCUGGGAUAAACAAUCAUAUGGAUACCAUGGUGACGAUGGUCAUUCGUUUAGUUCUUCGGGUAAUGGACAGCCGUAUGGACCUACAUUCACAACCGGCGAUAUAAUUGGCUGUGGUGUGAAUUUGGUUGACAAUACCUGCUUCUAUACGAAAAACGGUCAUCAACUUGGUACAGCGUUCAAGGAUCUGCCAUCACAACUUUAUCCAACCGUUGGCCUACAAACACCAGGCGAAAUAGUUGACGCAAAUUUUGGACAAGAACCGUUUAAGUUCGACAUUGAAGAUAUGAUGAAUGAAUUGCGCGCAUCAACCAGGGCUUCCAUAUUCGAUUUCCCAUUGCCACAGAAUCAGGGCGAUUGGACUGCUACGCUACACAAAAUGGUCUCUUCGUACUUGGUUCACCAUGGAUACAGUUCAACGGCUGAAACAUUUGCUAAAUCGACCGAACAGAAUUUAUGUGAAGAAAUAGCGUCAGUGAAAAAUCGACAAAAAAUCAUUAAUUUAGUUAUGUCGGGUCGAAUGGGCUUAGCAAUCGAACAAACAUUACGCUUAUAUCCGGGCCUCUUGGAAAAUAAUCAAAAUUUGCUGUUUAUGCUGAAGUGCCGGCAAUUCAUCGAAAUGGUCAACGGAUCUGACUUUGAUAACGGAACAGCACGCAGCAGUCCGGUACAAACAUCAGUGAUCCAGUCUACAAAAACAUACACAAAUUGCAUACAACACAAUGACGCUUUAAUAACGGAUUCAGCUUACUGUGACAAUCAAGAAAUCAACAAAACAUUACACUUAAAUAACAGUAACUCAAACUACGCAACAUCAAAUAUCACAGAGCCAAAUAGAAAUACCGACAUUCAAUUAAAUAAUCAAAUCAAUGCUGUGAUCAACGACAGCGAUUACCUAAACGAUGUGGAGAUGGAGAACGGACACAUCAGUAAUGACAUCGACGAAACGGCUAGUAAGAAAGCGAGUAGUAAAUCGGGCGUAGAACGUAUGCUAGAAUUCGGUAAAGAAUUAUUUCUACUUAGUCAAAGGUUGGAACACGACAGUGGAAUCAACGAAAGUAACCAAAAAAUGUUAGAGGACGCAUUUAGCUUACUCGCUUAUUCGAAUCCAUGGUCGAGUCCGUUGGGUUGGCAAUUGUGUGCGUCCCGUCGAGAAUCAAUAUGUGCUGCCCUUAAUUCUGCCAUAUUAGAAUCAAUGAGUUAUUCAUGGCGACCACCAAUCGAAAUUUGUUUAGCCCAUGCGUGCCAGUUGUUACAGUUGAUGGCGAAUUCGUCGUUAGGUUCAUGUGCAUUCGCUACGAUAGAAGAUAUACUCCAAUCGCAGUGACUAACACCAUUGUUGCUUAUUAAAUCAUUUAAUUUGAAAUUUUCCUAAAUUUAAGUGCGAUCCUCAAAUAUGAAUUUUUUUUUUGUUUUUUAAUUUUAUUCUCUCUCUGUCUCGGUUCAUCAUUUUAUUUUAUUUUUUAGUUUAGAGAAUUUAGAGUGAAUAAACAUUCAAAAUAUAAUCAGUGAAAUCGUUUAAGAAUGUGAAAUGAAUAUAAUCUACAAACAAAAGCAUAAUAAAAUGUAAAUAAACUUUUUUUAUUUGAAUUUUCCCGCCAUUAUUUGUUUUUAAUGAUUUUUGUUCGGAAUUAUUCUUAAAUUUUUUAUUUAAAAUUUUGAUAUAGAACAAGAAUUAACAUUAAAACAGAGGCAUCAUAUAAAUAAAAUGUUAAAACAAACACAGAAGCAAUUCGAAAAUCAUUGAUGAUUUAACCUUAACACAUAAUUGUUCUACUACUAAAGAAAUUGGAUUAUAAUUUGAAGUAUAAAUAAAAAGCCAACAAAUUUAACCAAUAAAACGUUUCAUUCAUUAAAAAAAAACCAAACAAACAAAGAGAACAAUUAAUUGAAUUUAAUAAAAAGAAGAAAAAAAUGAAAUUCAUUACGGUAUGUGAUGACACGCGGGGCACUCAAUAAUGAAAAAAUGAAAAAAACAAAAUGCUAAUAAAUUUAAAUGUGAAUUGUAGUAGCUUUUAAGAAGUCUCUUUUUAAUAGAUGUUAAAUAAUCGAAUUAAA